Molecule: messenger RNA, 4610 nt
Organism: Lytechinus variegatus (green sea urchin)
Lineage: Eukaryota; Metazoa; Echinodermata; Echinoidea; Temnopleuroida; Toxopneustidae
Exons: 10
Coding region: 1-2007 (668 amino acids)
Source: RefSeq, a predicted model, not a curated record
AUGUCCAGGUCUGGUCAAGCCCCUGGACCAGAGGGGGAUUCACGACAUACUAGCCACAAGGAACAUACUAGUCCUAGAUCACGUUCUACCAAACAGAGAGGGAGUGUUGCAAGUACUGCAUCUAAAAGGGAAUCACAACAGAAACAAGAGGAUAUUUAUAGGAAGUGGGAGGAGUUUAAAGCUUUACAACGAGAAGACAAAUUCAACUACUUGGAACAAAAAGUUGCACUGCAGCGAGAAUUAAUUCAAGCUUACGACGACCUUUUUCUUGAGAGGCGAAUUAAAGCUGACAGAAAACUUCAUAAGCUGAGGGAAUCGGACCUACAAAAGAAGAAGGAAACAGAAGAAGCUCUGGUACAGAUAUGCAAGGAUGAAUUGGGUAAAGACAAGGAAGAGCAACUGACCAGAAGAGCCCAAGAGAGGGCAGCAGAGAGGAAAAAGCAGAAAGAUGAGAAAGAGCAAGCUGAAAGUGGAGAUGCCACAGGAGGAGGUGAGGAUGUUCCACCAAGCCCAGGUGGACAAUGGGUAGGAAGCAGAAGGGUGUCAAUGGAUAGAAGAAUGUCAGAAGAUAGUGUCUUUGAGCCUCAUGAUGCUACAGGUACUCUCAUGGAAGAACCAGAGGAUACCAUCCAAGAAGAGCUGACAUUUGAUCAAUUGCCUCUUCACAAGCAACGGUUGUACACUCUCUUUGGUCAGGAUGAGGCUGAAUAUUUCCUUCAUCCAAGAAUUGAACCUGAGCGUAGGAAGGUCAUUAGAAUGCCACAUGCUGUAAAGUCACUGGGAGGGCGAGUUGGAGCUCAUACCUUGUGGAAUACAUUAAGAGACAGGUCACAGAUCAAACUCAAGUAUGCAGAUGCUCGUAUUCCUCUGGAACUGAAGGAUGCAUAUGGAGCGUUUGUUAGAGAAUGCCUGACAAAGAACAAGACAGUAGCAAAGAGGAGUUUCUACAGUGAGACAGAGGUACCAGAGAAUGAGAAGCUACAGGACAACAGCUACAAGGAUCGUGUGAAAGAGACCCAGAGACGUAUGGAGCUCAUGUACCGUGCUGCAUUAGCUAAUGAAGAUAAGACUGGUGUACUCCUAUACAACAAUCCCAUGCCAGACUUUAAUAACUUUGAAGGCCAUGAAGGACCUCUUAGAUACCUCCCAUCCUGGCUUCAAGUGGACGAUGACAGUGAGGAAGGCUCAGAAUUUGAUAAAAGCUACAAGAAGUGGUUAACAAGUGCCUCUGAUAUGGAAAUACAACCUUUACAGUUUGAAGACAACUUUCAAAGUUAUGAUAUAGACAUGGUUCAGGAUGCCAACAACCAAGAAAAAGAACCAAACAACGAUGAACAAUUCUUCAAUGAUUUGGACUACGAAGAUGGCCAGACCGGUGAUCGCUCUGUUAGCUCUUUCUCCCUGCCUGACAUGAUCCUCGGGGGUGAUGAAGACACAGGUUAUCCUCGACCAAACCAAGACCGACCUGACCAGUCAACCAGCAACAAAGACCCUCAGCUCCUACCAGGCAAUGAUGCAGGCAGUGAAGGACUGGAUUUAGAAGGAGUCAAGAAAGAGAAGAAAACUAAACUUGUCUUCUUGACCGAGAAGGAAGCAACAUGUGAAGGGCGUUUCCUUGAGAAUCUUGCAGUGAAGGAGAAAAAUAAAUCUGAGAUGGUGACAGGAGCUAGUGUAGAGGCUGCAGUAUCAGAUACUAAGACACCAAGAGAAGGUCAAAGUUCAAGUAGAAGUGGAAAGCCAAAGGUCCGCUCCCUCACAGCACCAGCAACUUUGGGUAAAGCGGAAGACACCACACCAAGCACUGCAAGGACUUCGGGGACAGGAGGUACAAGACAGGGUCGUAGGUCUAGGCCUACCAAAGGACCUGGAUGGGAACCACUGACUAUGACGGCUCUUAAUGAUCAUAAACCAGCCAUACAGUUAUUUGGAGGAGGUGACUUUGCUCAUGGUAGUGAGUUUUUGUGGAAGCCAGUUCUAUCAACUACAACAGCUACAAAAGGAUCAUAAUUGGAUGCACCAUGAUAGAUAGGAACCAAUGAAGUCUGUUUAGGAGUCUAUAGGUGCUGUCACACUUAGCUGUUUCAGCCAGUGUAUGUUGUCAUACAUAUGGCAAGCCAUUUCAUCAUUCAAUCCUAUUUAUCGAUAUUGAUGUAAUUCAAUUUUUUAUUAAAAGAAGUUAAAUAAUUGCUAUCACAAAUUUAUUCUUGAUUUUAAGAAAAAAAAUUUCUAAAUAAAUGGCAAUCGUUUCUUGUUGCUAAUAAAUGUCCAGUCUUGAUUAUUAAAUGGUAUAUAGAAUGGCUUGUCAUAUGUACAUUGGCAUAAUUAUGCUGGCAAGAAAAUCCUGUGUGACAGCCUCUUAAAAGAGGUUAGUUAGCUCUUGGAUUCUAUAGUGAGCUUUUGUGGAAGCCAAUUUUUUUCCACGAUUACAGUUACACACAAUUUAUAGCUAACACACUUACUAAGGAAGAUAAGAUUUUGAUGAAAUUAAUUCAUGCUGUCAGUAAGGAUAAAUUGUCUAUAGUCAUUAAAAUUAUUCACUUAUAGAAUCAAAGAGUUUACAAAUUACUUCCAAAUCAUAGAUACUGUAUGGUAGGGAAAUAUCGUGAACAAGGAAAUGCAUCUGUUAUUGUAUUUUUAGUGACUUAAACAAAAUAAUAAAAGGAUGAUUUAGAUCUCUGGGCACUGUCUUACAAAGAGUUAAAAUAAAUUCACAUUAAAUCUGCGAUUGAUUUAGAAUACCUAUCUAUCAACUAGACAGAAUUUAUUCAAUUGCAAUUUGAUUUUGAUUUGAAUCAUUUGCAAUUCUUUUUAAAAUGGGCAACAUGGCAUUAAACUUACCAAUGAUAGUAAAUUUGCCAUCACUACUAAUUUUGAUUGAAAGUUUGAAUGUCAUUGGCUGUCAAUCUCUAUUGAAAUGUUGGUUGCUAUUGAUAAGUUACCAUUAAUGAUAAGUCUAAUGCAACAGACCAAAUAUAUAAAUUAUGCUGUUCAUUCACCUUGUUAUUGGUAACUCUACUUUUCUGAAUCAAUUGCAUUCUGUUCAAAGCUAAAUAUCCAAAGAUGGUUUCUUAUUGGUAUUGAUAUCUCUGUCUUUCAAUUCUUCAAAGAAUAUAUAUUGACAUUCCGUCCAUCAUUGUUGAUGUACUUCCAAGGUAAGAAACAGAUCACUAUGAAGUUAUAAAAACAUUUCAACAAAUGUAAAUACAGAUGUAUAUGUUGUAAAUAUUUUUUUUUUAAUAGUUCUAUAUUUAAAAAUUAUCAACUCGUAUUGUAUAGAGCAAUGAAUUGUUACGGUAAAGCUUUGAAGUGAGAAAUGCAGAUUUUUGUUACACCAUAUCAUCAAUAUUUUUUUUAUAUAUCGUUUGAAGUGUAGAUCAUACACACCCACUUGUCUCUAUUUCACUUUAAAUGACUGUAUGCAGCAUAAAUUAUGUUAUAUUGGGUUCUUUGAUGAUCUUGAAAAAUCAAUGUAUUUCCACACUAUGAUUUCUAUAGGAUUCUUAUUUAUAUAUUAGGUUCCUGUUUCAUACAUUUUGUCAACAAUAUAAAUCCCAUGACCUGAGAAUGAACAGUUAGAAUCCUUCUAUUUGAUUGGCUAAGAGCAAUUAUUGAUAUAGAACCAUAGAACCAUCAUAGUAUAUGGGGGUCUUGUGAGCGGGGGGGGUCACUCACAUACACAUUGGUGGUACGGGGACAUGCCGCAUUGAUGAACACCUUUUUCAGACGGAAUAUUCAGUUCUGUAGAUACUCCGAAUGACAAAAGUUCCAUUCAGAAGCCGCCCCGCUCGCAAGACCCCCGUUACGAGACAUCUUGGUUCCCUAGCCCUGCCAAAAUUGUCCAGCGCGAGCAUGGCAUGCCAGAGCUGCACGCACAGCUUCACAACUCCCUCUUCUAGUAGCUCCAUGCACUGCUAGUGCCCACAUAUACACGCACAGCGCUAGCGUGCACCUUAUCUACUGUAGACCCUGUUUUUCACGCUGCCGGGUAUAUAUUUAGUUCCUAAGACCUGGCAUUUUACCCUUGUGGUCAGUUCCUUAGACCCCCAUUUCAGGGUUUUGUGAAGCACACCCAAUCAAAAUAUAAUAUGAAUGCUCCCACCCAUUUGGUGUUGUGAAUGUUCAUGCAACAGUGUUGGGAAGCAGUUUGUUAACCAACAGAAUACAUUGAAAAUGCCGACUGCAAUUUGUUAAUAUUCUUGGGAUUUUAUUGCUGAUACAUUUGCAAUGUUUGUGAUAUAUAUCUGUUUUAGUUCUUGUUGGCACCAAUCUCUUUGGGAAAGGAAUAAUAUACUUUUUAUUGGCAUAUCUCAAGAAAUGUGCUUAUAAAUUAUUUAAGAAAUAAAUGAUUUGGUGAGAAAUAUCUUGAGGGGGGAAGCAUUACAAAACUAUUGAAUUAAUAUUUUUUUGAAAGACAGUAUUUUGAUUACUCCAGUCAUGCCAGAUAUAAUGGAGUCUCCAGUCUAACUUUUUCAUGUUUACUUUUUGUGUUGUGAAGGAAAUUUUUGGCUCCUUUUGUUUGAAAUUAUUGUUUGUAAUGCAUCAUGUCUUUGUGGUGAUUUCAUCUGCAACUCCCAUUUUAUAUCGUUUGUGAAUAAAGAUGUACUCUGUUU